AUGCAGGAACAGAACUCGAUGUCAACAUGUAUAAACGAGUUUAACCUCCACUCUUUCGACCCCUUUGCUGAUACAAGUAAGGGUGAUGACCUGCUCCCCACUGGCACUGAGGAUUAUAUCCAUAUAAGAAUCCAACAAAGAAACGGCAGGGAGACCCUUAUCACUGUCCAGGGGAUCGCUGAUGAUUAUGAUAAAAAGAAACUGGUGAAAGCGUUUAAGAAGAAAUUUCCCUGCAAUGGGGCAGUCAUUGAGCAUCCAGAAUAUGGAGAAGUGAUUCAGCCCCAGGGCGACCAGCACAAGAACAUCUGCCAGUUCCUGGUGGAGACUGGACUGGCUAAAGACGACCAGCUGAAAGUUCGUGGGUUUUAAGUGCUUGUGGCUCACAGAAGCUUGUGUGAGGAUUUCCUUGCAAUGAGCAGACUUGCCCUUUUGUCCCUUGUCACAAGUUUAAAAAACCUCACAGUUUGUAUAAUGUAACCAUUUGGGGUCCACUUUUAAUUUGGACUAGUGUAACUCCUUCAUGCAAUAAACUGAAAAGAGCUAUGC
This is a messenger RNA of Ochotona princeps (American pika), 546 nucleotides long. RefSeq names its product eukaryotic translation initiation factor 1-like. Gene Ontology annotation, cellular component: eukaryotic 43S preinitiation complex. The transcript has 2 exons. Bases 1 to 369 code for a protein of 122 amino acids. Gene Ontology annotation, molecular function: translation initiation factor activity; RNA binding; ribosomal small subunit binding. Gene Ontology annotation, biological process: translational initiation. The record is from RefSeq and is a predicted model, not a curated record. Lineage: Eukaryota; Metazoa; Chordata; Mammalia; Lagomorpha; Ochotonidae.